This is a messenger RNA of Castor canadensis (American beaver), 1575 nucleotides long. RefSeq lists its product as uncharacterized. Gene Ontology annotation, cellular component: nucleus. Gene Ontology annotation, biological process: regulation of transcription by RNA polymerase II. The record is from RefSeq and is a predicted model, not a curated record. NCBI's taxonomy places the organism in Eukaryota, Metazoa, Chordata, Mammalia, Rodentia, Castoridae. Gene Ontology annotation, molecular function: RNA polymerase II cis-regulatory region sequence-specific DNA binding; DNA-binding transcription activator activity, RNA polymerase II-specific.
UGAAAUCUUCUGACCGCAGGACCAUAGUGAGGUCACGCGGACGCGUCAGAGCGGGAAAUGGAGUCCCUGACCUUUGAGGAUGUUACUGUGAGCUUCACCCUGGAAGAAUGGGGCUGUUUGGAUCCUUCCCAAAAGAAGCUCUACAGAGAAGUGAUGCUGGAAACCUAUAGCAACCUGUCCUACAUAGAAGAAAAUGAAAACAUUGAAGUGGACUUCAGGAAUCCCAGAAGAAAUACGAGACCUGAAGUGUUAGAGAGACUCAAUGAACAUAAACUACGUAUUCAAUGUGGAGAAUCCUUUCAACACACUCCAGAGACCAUUGUAAGCAAAGAAACUCUACUUAGAAUGGCACCAUGUAAAAGCAAUAUAUGUGAUCCUUAUGGGAAAUCCACUGAUGGCAAGGCUCUUGUAAUGCAUGAAAGGAUACACAAUGUAGUGAAAUCUCAUGGAUGUAAACAAUGUGGGAAAGUCUUCACUCAUUCCAGUAACCUUCAAAGACAUGAAAGAACUCACACUGGAGAAAAACCCUAUGGAUGUAAGCUAUGUGGGAAAGCCUUUAAUAAUGCCAAUCACCUUCAACGACAUGAAAGAACUCACAGUGGAGAAAAACCCUAUGGAUGUAAGCAAUGUGGGAAAGCCUAUGCCUAUUCAAGUACCCUACAGAUUCACGAAAGAACUCACACUGGAGAGAAACCCUAUGGAUGCAAGCAAUGUGGGAAAGCCUAUACUUGUUCCAGUACCCUUCGCGUUCAUGAAAGAACUCACACUGGAGAGAAACCCUAUGGAUGUAAACAAUGUGGGAAAGUAUUCACUCAUGCAUGUUACCUUCGUUAUCAUGAAAGAACUCAUACGGGAGAGAAACCCUAUGGAUGUAAGCAAUGUGGGAAAGUCUUCACUCAUGCAUGUCACCUUCGAUAUCACGAAAGAACUCACACUGGAGAGAAACCCUAUGGAUGUAAGCAAUGUGGGAAAUUCUUCACUCAUGUGUGUUACCUUCGUUAUCAUGAAAGAACUCACACUGGAGAGAAACCCUAUGAAUGUAAGCUAUGUGGCAAAACCUUUAUUAAAGCCAAUCACCUUCAAAAACAUGAAACAAUUCACACUGGAGAGAAACGCUAUGGAUGCAAGCAAUGUGGGAAAUUCUUCACUCAUGCGUGUUACCUUCGUUAUCAUGAAAGAAGUCACACUGGAGAGAAACCCUAUGAAUGUAAGCAAUGUGGGAAAACCUACCCCUUUUCCACUACCCUUCGUAUUCAUGAACGAACUCACACUGGAGAGAAACCCUACGGAUGUAAGAAAUGUGGGAAAGCCUUUUAUCAAUCCAACCACCUUCAAAGACAUGAAAGAGUUCAUACUGGAGAGAAACCCUAUGGAUGUAAGCAAUGUGGGAAAACCUACACUGAUUCAAGUACCCUUCGUAUUCAUGAGAGAACUCACACUACAGAGAAACUGUAUGGAUGAAAGCAAUGUGAGAAAGCCUUUACUCAAGCCAGUCAUGUUCAGAGACAUAGAAGAAUUCACACUGGAGAAAAACCCUAUGGAUGUAAGCAAUGUGGCAAAGCCUUUAAUCAAGCC